Molecule: messenger RNA, 1644 nt
Organism: Guillardia theta CCMP2712
Lineage: Eukaryota; Cryptophyceae; Pyrenomonadales; Geminigeraceae
Exons: 23
Coding region: 1-1644 (547 amino acids)
Molecular function (GO): protein binding
Source: RefSeq, a predicted model, not a curated record
AUGAGCUUUUCUGCGAUAGAACCAGAAGGGUUCUAUAUUGAAGGACUGCAAAGCCUGAGCUUGAGUACACCCCUUGUUGACUACUAUGAGGAAGACUCUGUUCGCUUUUGUAUCAACUGGGGAGGAAUGCUGGAGCCGGUGGAACUGCCGUCGGAUACGACCCUCCUUGAGGUGUCGAGCUCCAUCGACAGCGCGGCCGAAGCUCAGUUUCAUCACAAGUUCUUCAUCUACAAAGGACACCUGCUGCAUCCAGGGAUGACCCUGACGGAGGCAAAGCUUCAAGAUAGCUCGUUUCCUGUUCCACCAAUCUACAUCCGGAGCAAAGGAGAUAGUGAUGGAGAUGAGAAGAUCAGAAUGAUUCUUUGUGGAGCUGAAUUCUAUAUCGAGGAUCUCAAAGAAGAGCUGUCCUUCCUUCCGGGAGAAAGAUGUCCUGAAGAAAUUCGUUUGGUGUUUGCUGGCCGAGAGUUGCAGAAUCAUCACACUUUGAGGGAAUACAACAUACAAAAGGUUGACUUCAGAUUUCUUAUUCGGUUUUAUUCACAUCCAUUCCUCGAAGCCAAGCGUUUUACAUGCGUUGGACUUAAGCGAGACUGGACGACAUCUGAGCAGAUUCGUACAAAGCUUCACUCCACAACGAUGGAUGUGAAGGUUGGGGACAAGCUUGUUGUUUGCUUUGAAGCACCCGAGCAAAGUGAGAAUCACUUCUGGGGUCAAAUGCUUGGCGGGCCAGACGUGCAAGCGAUCACGGACGCAGACUUCGAAGUCUUUGCAUGUAACGGUAAUAACCGAGAAGAGUUGAGGGGCAGAGUCUUUGUGGACCUUAGACAAUUCACUGUCACUUGGACGCCUUUGAGAAAUUUCCCCCGCGGGUCAAGAAUUCUUGUCACGCUCAACAAGGGAAAGAAUGGCGCAGAGUUUGGAAACCUGAGACAUAGUCGAGCACGAGAGAACAUACACGGCGUGCUGAGUUGGGAUUUCUUCACAGAGGGUUACGAGCCUUUGCGUAUCUCUGCCAUAUACCCGCGGCCGCACUCAAGAGUAGCCUGUGGGACUUGUGUGAUUGCGAUCAGCUUCAAUUUCCCUCUGAGCCCCUCGUGCUCUGCGAAGAAUUGGGUGACAGUCAGGGGCCACGAGUUGGAGGACCCCGAGUAUGAUUCCAAGACUAACACUCUUAUUUACAACUUCAAAGAAAAGCCUCUCCCCUCCGAGAUCUGCAGAGUGCGGUUGCACGCGGAGCUGGUCUACGGAGCGCACAACCAGACUCUCUUCCCUCGUCAGCAAGACGGUCUGCUCAAGACGUCGGUCUUCCGCUGGAAGUUCUACACGUGUGAGGUCUCCAUCUACGAGGAGUUCAACGCCAUGUCAAGUGGCUUGUCGGAUCUCAUUCGAGCCUGGCGAGAGAAACAAAUCAGGAAAGAGAUGGAGAGAGAGAGAGCGAGGAAUCUCCAAGCAGUGGAGGGGUCCAAGGUUGAGAACGAAAGUUUUCAUCUUUUCCGUCCUGAUGCAGCAGAGCGAAUGGAUAGCAGGCCUCGCGAGCAAAACAACAACGACGGUCUUGGCUGGCUCAACCCUGGAAACUUCCUGGGCAAUGAGAUCCAACAGUUUGGAGAGGGUAUUGGAAGGAAUUGGCUUCGUACAGGUUGA